This is a messenger RNA of Effrenium voratum, 1509 nucleotides long. The record is from the annotation of a GenBank genome assembly. NCBI's taxonomy places the organism in Eukaryota, Dinophyceae, Suessiales, Symbiodiniaceae.
GCGGUAUGCGCACAGACGAACGGAGUGGGCAAGUCGCACUACAUCUACAAGAAGAUAUCGGAAUUGCAGGCGGAGCAUGAAAACAAGCCGCUCCUGCACCAUGUGGAGAUCAGGGAGACGACAGACAUCUCUGCCCUGGUGUCGAACCUGCUGAGCGACCCCACGGACCCAGCCACGCCCACUGCGGUGCACAUCAACUUGGCCCACAUCUUGCCCAGCCAUGUGGACACGCUGCUGUUCGAGCUGCUGAUUGUGGGCAUGCUCCGCGACACUCACCACAGCAAAGUCUACCACCGCAGAGCCAAGAAGGAUUUCUUCUUCAUUGAGAUCCCAAACACACCAGGGGAGAACACUGCGAAGCAGCUCUCUUUCUGCCUGAUCCUGCCACGCAUCUUCUUGCAAAUGGGACGUGAUCAAAUCGAUGAGGAGAUGCCUGUUCUCAAGGAGGAGGCUCAGGGCCUGAAGAUCACCUUUGUGAAGAACGAGUUGCUGGAGCUGGUGGGCAAGACAUUGGCGGCCAUGAACAAAAUGGCCUUCGACCCCAAGUCCAGGAACUUUGACGUGACCUGGACGGGGAACAAGGCUACACCAGUGCCUGUGCAAGACACCUACGACUACUUGUUUGAGGAGGUGGGCGUCAGUCCGCCGCUGCCCACGCUGCUGCCCGGCCGGAGGCAAGUCCCGACAGACGUGCCCAAGGAGAUCGAGAAGAAAAAGGAGCAUGAGAAGAACAAAGAGGCUCAGACUCCGAAGAUUCUCCUCCUGAACCGGGAACAGGCACUCGCUCUGCAGCAGGAACUCAUGAUGGCCUUCAACCUUCCCGCUUUUCAGAGGGAGUUGCACGAGAUUGGCCGAGAGCAUGAGCGCAACAGCCCGGGCUUCAGGAAAGCUUUCAUGAAGUUGGUGAGGAGGGAGCAAUUGGACAUCAUCCCCCGCUACGGGCUCAAGGGCUCAGAGGAGGGCGUGGAGCAGAUGCUCCGAUCCUUUCAGCUUCUGAAGGAUGAUGCAGAUGUGCAGGUGAAUGCAGCUGCCAUCAACGACUUGCUGGAGAUCGACAGGGAGCAAUCGAUAGGCGCAGACGCGCCGAAGCGCAAGAGCCCCAUCAGGAACAAGCCCACUCAGAUCUCCCAGGUGCGGGACAUGCUGAAGUGGAUGCUGAAAGAGUUCAGCAAGUUCACCUUCCAGGCAGACAUCAAGGACCUGAAGCGCUGCCAGGAUUUCAACCUGAAGCGGACCUACAAUCCCAGGACGGAGUGCUUUGAGGACCCGGACGGCUACUACCACUUGGAGGGGCGUCCGGAGCUCGUGGUGAUGGUCACCUCUACGAUUCUGCCCAUCUACGGCUUCGAGCCCAGCAAUCAGGGGGUGCAGGACAUGCUGCAGCACUGCGCUCCCUUCUUCAAGGACCCAGAGCUCGGCCUGCUGCUCGACCAGGUCAAUGCAAAGCUGGGCAUGUCCCCUGCUGCUGUACAACGUUUCCAUCACGUGGUGCUGUCCCUUGCAGAGUGA